AUGGCGAGCUUUUUCGAUCAUCCGUAUUACAAAUGGAAUAAAACGGCCAUGACGAUCAUCGGCACUUGGCCCGGACAGCCUUUCCUUUUGAGACUUCUUAUUCCAAUUUUCAUAUGUUCGAGUAUGCUCUGUCUAAUUGUACCUGAGAUCGUCUAUCUGAAGAUCACAUGGCUCGAUAUCGAUGCUUUACUGGACUGGGUGCCACCGAUCUCCAUUCUGACACUGACGAUGACACAAUUGUUGAAUGGCUCUUUCCAUCCCGAGAAGAUCAGUGCGAUCCUCGAGCACAUAUCUUCGGAUUGGAAGGAUUUUAGGGAUGCACGAGAUGUAGAAGUGCUUGAGAAAUAUGCUGCCCAUGGAUUCUGGAUCACAAAAACAUAUUAUCGCGCGAUGACCGUCAUGGUGUCCUGCUAUGCUAUCAUGCCCUUUUUGAUGCCGGUUGCUCUACAAUACUUUGUACCUUCGAAUAAUGGCUCGAGCGGAAAAAUUUACCUUUUCAACGCCUACUACGGUGUCGAUUCUGAUGAUUAUUACUAUUUCAUAUUGGCCCACAUGAUCCUGGAGACUGCAGUGUCGAGUGUGGUGAUGGUUGCGAACGAUGCAUUGUACUUCGUAUUCAUAGAGCAUUCCUGUGCUCUCUUCAAAAUCGUCGAAGUGAAUCUGGAAAGAAUCUGCAGUCUUCGUGGUCACACGAAGGACCCCGAAGAAGACGAAAGUUUCAAUGUAACGUGCUACUGCAUCAAUCUUCACCAAAAAGCGAUUUUUUUCACUGUUCUCAUCGACUCUGCUUAUAACGGCCCUUUGCUAGUAAUAAUAGGAACUUCUCUGCUGUCGCUGAGCGUUGCUGAACUGCAGAUGCUGAUGCACCUCGACAAACCUGGAGAACUGAUCAGAUUUGGACUAUUCGCAAUAUCUCAGAUCUUGCGUCUGUAUUUGCUCAGUAUAUCUGGCCAAAAGAUAAUGGAUUACAGUUCAUCGAUUUUUCAUUAUGUGUACUCGGUAAACUGGCACGAUUUGUCACCAAGAGUUCAAAAGUUAUUCGUCGUGAUGAUGAUCAGAAGUCUGAGACCUUGUUACGUCAGUGCUGGAAAAAUGUACACCAUCACAAUGGAAAAUUACAGUGCAAUACUGCGGACGUCCAUGUCCUUCUUCACCGUUCUGUCGUCUCUACGUUAA
Venturia canescens is the source of this 1176-nucleotide messenger RNA. Its product is annotated as odorant receptor 9a-like. Bases 1 to 1176 code for a protein of 391 amino acids. Gene Ontology annotation, cellular component: plasma membrane. The record is from RefSeq and is a predicted model, not a curated record. NCBI's taxonomy places the organism in Eukaryota, Metazoa, Arthropoda, Insecta, Hymenoptera, Ichneumonidae. Gene Ontology annotation, biological process: detection of chemical stimulus involved in sensory perception of smell; sensory perception of smell. The transcript has 9 exons. Gene Ontology annotation, molecular function: odorant binding; olfactory receptor activity.